AUGUCCGAAGAACCUCCGUCGAAGCAGCAAAAAACCGGCUGGGAAGACUAUUCCUUGAACUGCAACGGGCUAUUGAUGAAAGCCGAUGAAGGUUCGCACUUCUCCGCUCUCGUGGAUGCGCCCCUUACUAAGCUGGAAGGAAUCGGCUCUAUGUCGGAAUAUGUUCUUAGUGGUCUAGGGUGUGAGACUAUUAAAGAUCUUGCCACCUACAAGUUUUUUCUCUUGGCUAGAGCUCUUGUGGUCUUAGCCGGAACAGAAGAAGCAGGCCCCUUUAUCUGCUCUCGAGGGCUGACUCAUAAAGCUAACGAAUCUUUCAAGGCCAUGCACAUCCACACUAUUGCUGAUUUGGCCGACUGGAAAUUUGCGAAGCGUGCGGAAGCCAUUGUGGAAGCUUCCAAGUUUGAGCAUACCAAGACUUCCCAGGAACGCAAGAUGGAGCGCGAAAUGCAAAAGCUGAAUUAA
Phaeodactylum tricornutum CCAP 1055/1 is the source of this 462-nucleotide messenger RNA. RefSeq lists its product with no specific name. NCBI's taxonomy places the organism in Eukaryota, Bacillariophyta, Bacillariophyceae, Surirellales, Neidiaceae. The record is from RefSeq and is a predicted model, not a curated record. The coding region runs from base 1 to 462 and encodes 153 amino acids. The transcript has 2 exons.